AUGGAAUACCCCAGCCCAAUCCAGACCGAAAUGACAUCAGGCCCAGGCCCACGGUCCCCACGGGCCCAAAAACUCGACCCAUCAGCCCAACUCUUCCCACCAGGCAUCACAAUCGAAAUCCUGAGCCGAAUGCCCCUCAAGGACGCGGCCCGCCUCCAGCUCGUCUCCAAGGAAUGGCACUCCCUCAUCCAAUCCCACUACUUCAAAGACCGCCACAUGGCCCACUCCGAAGUCCUCUACCACCACCACAACGUCAAGACCAACUGGGCCCACACCUCGGCCCGAUGCUCCUUCUCCUUCGCCAACGGCCGAGACGGCCUCCUCCUCAUGCAACACAAGACCCAAAACACACUCUGCCUCUGGAACCCCGCCACCAAACGGGCCCUCGAGCUUCCCGGCCCUAACCCGAACAGCCUCGGGCUCUCUCUCACCUUCUCCCGGGCCACGGGCAGCUACUCUAUCGUCUCAUUCCACCGCGACUCGGAAAAAAUAGGCUCCGAAGGCUGCGAGGUACUCGACCCUUGUGGGGCCCGCGUGUGGAGGCCCGUGCUCGAUUUUCCCGAGGCAAUGAUCGUCCGCGGUGAGUCCCACUGGCCGGUUGUUAUUUCGACGGGCGAGGCCGCGCACUGCGUUUUUUUCGCAGAAAACGAGAUUGGCGUGGUGUCGUUGGACGUCGAGACGGAUAAAUUUGCUGCGAGCCGGUUUUUGCCGAAAACGGGUCGGGCGGACGAUUACUGGGCUCUGGAGUGGGAAGGGAAGUUGGUGAUUGCGGGUGUCGUGGGGAGUAAUAUGGAGGUGAAGGAGAUGGAGGACCACGGGAAGGGGAGGUGGGGUGCGGAGGAGAGGAUCGUGGCCCUGCCGGCGUGGAUGAAGAAGGAGGCGGAGGGGGGGAAUGAGAUUGUGCCGUUGUUGGUGAGGGAUGGGGAGAUGUGGUUUUGGAUUAAGGGAUGCGGGGUGGUAUUUACGUGCAAUGUUGAGACGGGCGAGCGGACGGAUUAUGGAACGGUGAGGAAUUUCAUGGUCUCGACGAGACUGUAUCCGUACAAGGAGAGCUUGAUCGGGUUUCAAGGGAUGGUGCCGGAGACUAUGUUUGAUAGAUUUUUGUUAGAGUAG
Striga asiatica is the source of this 1113-nucleotide messenger RNA. The record is from the annotation of a GenBank genome assembly. NCBI's taxonomy places the organism in Eukaryota, Viridiplantae, Streptophyta, Magnoliopsida, Lamiales, Orobanchaceae.